AUGGACGGCAAAAGACACCCAAGUUCGUUCCAGCAGCUGGAGAAGCUCGGAGAGGGCACAUAUGCGACUGUGUUCAAAGGCAGGAAUCGCCAGACUGGCGAGCUUGUUGCGUUGAAGGAGAUCCAUCUCGACUCCGAAGAGGGAACGCCAUCAACCGCUAUCCGAGAAAUCUCUCUCAUGAAGGAGCUCAAACACGAGAAUAUCGUUGGACUUCACGAUGUUAUCCACACCGAGAACAAAUUGAUGCUCGUCUUCGAGUACAUGGAUGGCGAUCUGAAGAGAUACAUGGAUACCCACGGCGAACGCGGCGCGCUGAAGCCCACUACGAUCAAAUCUUUCAUGUACCAGCUCCUCAAGGGAAUCGACUUUUGCCAUCAGAAUCGGGUGCUGCACCGAGAUCUCAAGCCGCAAAACUUGCUCAUUAAUAGCAAGGGGUGUUUGAAGCUGGGUGAUUUUGGUCUUGCUCGUGCCUUUGGCAUCCCCGUCAACACCUUCUCCAACGAAGUCGUCACCCUGUGGUACCGUGCGCCGGAUGUGUUGCUCGGCAGUAGGACAUAUAACACGAGCAUCGACAUCUGGUCAGCUGGAUGCAUCAUGGCUGAAAUGUACACGGGAAGACCGUUAUUCCCCGGUACGACAAACGAGGACCAGAUUGUCAGGAUAUUCCGCAUCAUGGGCACUCCCACGGAGCGUACGUGGCCUGGAAUCACGCAGCUGCCAGAGUACAAGCCCACGUUCCACAUGUACGCUACUCAAGAUUUGCGGAGCAUUCUUCACGCCAUUGAUCCCACCGGCAUCGAUUUGAUUCAACGCAUGCUCCAGGUUCGGCCGGAGCUUCGCAUCAGCGCUCACGAUGCUCUGCAGCACCCGUGGUUCAACGACAUUGUCCUUCAACAGCAGCAGCAACAGCAGCAAGCUGCUCUCCAGGCGCAGGCGCGGAGCUUCCAGCAGGCGGUGCCGUCCCAGGGCUUCGACAACAAUUAUUAG
Messenger RNA from Trichoderma gamsii, 987 nucleotides. RefSeq names its product negative regulator of the PHO system. Gene Ontology annotation, biological process: protein phosphorylation. Gene Ontology annotation, molecular function: cyclin-dependent protein serine/threonine kinase activity; ATP binding. The record is from RefSeq and is a predicted model, not a curated record. The transcript is spliced from 2 exons. Gene Ontology annotation, cellular component: cytoplasm; nucleus. Bases 1 to 987 code for a protein of 328 amino acids. NCBI's taxonomy places the organism in Eukaryota, Fungi, Ascomycota, Sordariomycetes, Hypocreales, Hypocreaceae.